CAUGGUUGCAGGCCCGAUCGGCGCAAGCGCUGUUUCGAAUGUUUCUCCCUGAACCAAAAUGGCGACUCCUUGGUAACCAGGGAUCCGCGGGCACGCCAUAGUAACGCCGCCCGCUGGCACCAUGAAGUCCAGCAAGGCGAAAACCAAAGAUGAUACUUGGAAGUCAGAUGAGCUGCUCAAGCAUAUCAAAGCGGCUCAGGGAGAUUAUACAGAUGACAGCAGUAAAAAGAGCAGAGAAAAGAAAAGACUUAAGGAUGAAGAACCUACUGGGUACUCUGACUCCAGAGAGCGUAGACACAAGGGAAGGGAACGAGAUAAGGAAAGGGAGCAGGAUAAGGACAGACCGAGGAACAGAGGCAAGGAAAGGGAUGGAGACCAAAAAGAAGAAAGAGAGUAUGAAAAAGUACGGAAGAAAGUGAAGAAUGACGAAAAGUAUAAAGAAAGAGAAAAAAAACCAGAAAAAGAAAGAGAGAGAUAUAAAGACAGAGAUAAAGAGAAGAUCCCAGUAUGGGACCAAGACCUAGGAUAUGAUGUAGAUUCAAGAGGUCAUGACAAAGAGAAACAAUGGGAUUCUUAUGCACAGAGACCGACAAAACGAGAACAUGAAUCUGAGAGACACCGAGAUAAGGAAAGAGACCGGAGAAAAGAAAGAGAGAAACUCCAGGAAAAAGAGAUAGGAAAAGAUGAAAUUGGUGACCAGCGAUCUAAACAUCGUCAGAAAAAAGAUAAAGAAAAUUUGGAAUUUAAAAUGGAUGACAGAUAUGAGCGAAAAGAAAGAAAACAUCGAGAGCGAAAAGAAAAGGAAGGGAGAAGUACUGAAAAUUUUGAAGACAGCAAAGAGAAGAAAAGAAGGUCUUCUGAAUUUCGAGAUGAAGAUUUUGAUCGACAUUACAAGGAAUAUGGAUCUCAUGAUGGACAUCGUGAAAAACGACAUAAAGAAAGAAAAGACCUUGGUCCGAAAACAGGGGUUGAAGAAAUGGACAGGAAACAUAGAGUCAGAAAAGAGAGAGAAUACAAAGAGGAUGGGAAGAAACAACGGUAUAAAGAUACAAAAAAUUCUACCCUGGAAUAUAGGGACAGAGAGCGAGAACACAAAGACCGAGAAAAAAGAGAUUGGGAAAGAAAAGAGGAUCGAGAGCGAAAACAUAAACACAAAGUAAAGAAAGAAAAUGAGGAAAAAGUGGAUUAUAAAGGGGAUUACAAUGAGGAACAAAAUGGCAAAAGGAAAAAAGAACGGAAAUUUGUGCAAGAAACCACAAAUGAUAGCAGAAGGAAAGGGAGUACGUCAGAACAAAUCGAUAGUCAAAAGAAAGCAAACGAAACUCUUGCGGAAGAGUUUGUUGAAAGAGAAGAAAUUGCCAUGGAUAGCCAGUCCCCUAUUGAAUCGUCAAACUAUGAUGAUGAUUUUGAGGACUACGAGGAUGACUUUGAGGAAGAGGAAUGUGAAGAUGAAGAGGUACAGCAUGAAAGAGAGGAAAUUCCAGCACAUCAGCGUGCUGAAAUUGAAGCAAUUCAAAAGGCCAUAACAGCAGAAAAUGACCAGGUCAGAGAAAAAUGCCCUGGAAGUCACAGAAAAACCUGCGAGGAAGAUCCAAAUAGAGAUUUUGGAAACUCUCCAACCAUAGGACCUGUCCGAGGAGCAUUCAUAGAUUUUGGGGCAGCCAAGCAGCGUGAGAUCAGUUCAAACAUGGCUAGUAAACAAAAAAAGCGCAGUGCGGAGUUGCUCCGACUGAUUGACUUGGAUUUCUCAGUUAGCUUUUCCAUGCUUGAUCUGCCUCCAUUGAAUGAGUACGAUGUCUAUAUCAAGAAUUUUGGACGCACAAACACCAAACAGGCUUUUGUUCAGUGCAAUGAAGACAAUGUGGACCGAGACAUUCAAACAGAUGAAAUUGAAACUGUUGAAAAGUGGACACAGCAUCCUGGAGAGGGUAACUUGCUGUGUGGGGGUGCUAAUGUUAAAGAUGCUUUGUCCUUGGAUUCAAUGGCCAAAAAUGUUGACUCUCGGAGACUGACUGACUUCCUGAAAUCUGCUUGUCAGGUAAUCUCCGUGUUACUUGAAGAAGAUGAGGCAGAAGACCACGCCAGUCAGAAUGUACCGUCAAAAGCAGCCAGUUUGUCUGUCAGUGAUGGAUGUGCUCAACUGAAUGUCAACUUGCCAUUUUUACAUGGUCGUGAGAUAUUAUGUCUACAUUUUUCACAAGUCCAGAGACAAACUCUGCUUUCAGUCCAUAGUCUUCCUAAAGAGCCUGGGGUUGUCCAACUUGCUAGCAAUUACAUGAUUUGCGUCUGGAAUAUCUGGGAACCAUCAGCACCUCAGAAAAUCCUUGUCUGUGAGUCUGAGGUACAAUGCUGCUGUUUUGGCCCAAGUAAUGUGGUAUCUGUGUUUGCUGGAACAGUAGAUGGUUCAGUCAUAGCUUGGGAUCUUCGUGAACAUUCCACUAUGCAUUAUGCUCUUCAGAUUGGGGGCCAAGAGUGGAUUCUUAGAACUCCAACAUUCUCAACUGAUGGUGUUCUCACAGCUGUCAAUCAUUCCUGUGCAGUGAAAGCUGUUUAUCCGGUGUCAUCUGCUUGCUUUGAUAAUCAUGAUGUUGGGCUUUCACUCUUUUCAUCCCAGAAAGGAAGUUCAGGCCUGUCAUUUCAACUUGCAACGCUGGAUGAAGGUGGUUUGCUUAAUCUGUGGGUGGUGGUUGAACUCCAAAAGGCAGAUCUAGCUGGCUCUUUAACUGAUUUGGGCCUUAUUCCUGGUGGGAAGAUAAAGUUGAUCCACAGCUCUUCUAUUGAGGUGAACAGCUUUCUCCCAAGAAAUCUUAUGCAGCAAGGACCUCCUCGGACUCUGAGUAUCAGGUUUCUGCCUUCUGAUCCUAAUCAUUUCUUUAUUGGAACAGAUACUGGUCUUGUGAGUCAUGGUACACGUCAUGGCUUGCAAGCAGCGCCAAAGCUGUACAGAUUUCAAAUAAACGGUUCCAGACCAGUUCAAGUCACGUGUAUUGAUUUCUGUCAUUUUGGCAAAACACUAUUCCUGGUUGGGUGCUCAGAUGGAACAAUUAGACUGCACUCAGUGACAACCGAGCUCCCUGUUAUUCAGUGGAAUGAAAGCACUCAGGGUCGAUCAAUCCAGGCUGUAUUAUGGGCAUUAACUCGACCCAGCAUGUUUUUCGUUCUUGACGCGUCAUCUCGUAUUUACGUAUGGGACUUACUGCAAAAUGUUUCCCAACCUGUUGCAGAGGAGAGCCUUCAGUCUGAUAGGAUAACAGCUAUAGCUAUUCUUGGUGAUCCAGAGAAACCAAGUGCAUCUUCAGGCCUCAUGUUGGCAAAGCAGUCUGGAGGAAUUGAGAUUCAGUAUCUAAUGAAGCAAUGGUCAGAGCCUCAUCUAAAUGAAUUGGAAACAUUGCACUAUAUUCUGCAGAAAACUGCAUAGAAUUGUGUACAGACUCUGAACAGAACUCUGCGAGUUCAUCAACUUGUCCAUGAUAAUGAGUUUGUAAAUGUCCUAUUUUUUUCUACCGUCAGCUUUUUUGUAAAAGUUAUUUAUAAAAUCUCAUUAUAUAUUAAUUAGAGUACAUCAGACAUAUAAAGUAUUUACAA
This is a messenger RNA of Hemiscyllium ocellatum (epaulette shark), 3585 nucleotides long. It is a transcript of the gene dync2i1, whose product is annotated as dynein 2 intermediate chain 1. The transcript has 24 exons. Bases 122 to 3418 code for a protein of 1098 amino acids. Gene Ontology annotation, biological process: intraciliary transport. Gene Ontology annotation, molecular function: dynein light chain binding; dynein heavy chain binding. Lineage: Eukaryota; Metazoa; Chordata; Chondrichthyes; Orectolobiformes; Hemiscylliidae. The record is from RefSeq and is a predicted model, not a curated record. Gene Ontology annotation, cellular component: cytoplasmic dynein complex.